Messenger RNA from Anisakis simplex (herring worm), 462 nucleotides. The record is from the annotation of a GenBank genome assembly. Lineage: Eukaryota; Metazoa; Nematoda; Chromadorea; Rhabditida; Anisakidae.
AUGGAAAUUUUCCCGGACCCAAUCGUUGAGCGUUUCGUCGACGGUCGUUCGUAUCGUUCUGGUGAUUAUUUGACCAUAAACGGUAAAUACCUGGAUGCGGCCGCAAGUGAACGAGAUGUCCAAGUGAAGAUCGGUGAUGAGCUGUGCAAUCUGACGGCGUUAGCGAAUCGUGCUCUCACCUGUCUACCACCCGAUCCUACGAUAUCCAAUCAACUGCAAUACAACGAUAAACCACGUGUUAUUGUCAAAAUUGGUGGCAUGAAUUAUGAUGUUGGUGAAUUGGUAUAUAAUUCAAAAGAAUCAGAUAUAUCGCCCCAGGUGCUCAUCGCCAUAUCAGUUGCUAUCCUUGGAGUUAUUGUCGCGUUCAUUCUGCUUCUCGUAUUCUAUCGGCGUAAAAGCACGUCGCAUAUGCGCGAGAUGAAGCAUUUGCGCAAUCAGAUCGACCAAAUCGAAAUGAAAGUG